AGUCAGACUUUGAACUGUGCACUGGCGCUCAUCGCCGCUAAUCUCCGACCGCUGCCUGUCACCGCGCCGCCGCUGCUGCCGCCGCCGCUGACACUCAUCACCGACCCGCUCAGAUACUCAGAUUAGGAUGAACACUUGCUGAGGGAGCCGAGGAGAACCCGAGGGCAACACCGCAAGGGAGAGACGGACACUGAGCUGCGGCGUUUCACGUCCACGCUACUCGGGGAGUUGCGAUGGUCCAGCCACGGGAUAUUUAUCUCGCCUUGCUUCUUGUGGGCUGCACAGUUUCACUGGAAGUGCAGAUCACGCCGACUCAGGGUGAGAUCAGUCUCGGAGAGUCCAAAUUCUUCAUGUGUGAAGUUGUAGGCGUCGCCAAGCACAUAGACUGGUACGGGCCGAGCGGGGACAGGAUAGAGCCGAACAGGCCGGACAUCACGGUAACCCGGAACGAUGAGUCAUCCUCCACCCUCACGCUCUACAAAGCCGGGGCCGACAACGCGGGGACGUACAAGUGCGUCGCCACCGCCGGCAACCAGCAAGCGGAGUCCACCGUCAAAGUGAAAAUAUUCCAAAGAAUCACCUUCACCAACGCGCCCUCGCCCCAGGAGUUCAACGAAGGAGACAACGCCAACAUCGUGUGUGACGUGGUCAGUUCACCUCCCCCCACCGUCAUCUGGAAAUACAAAGGCGCAAAGAUACAAAUGGAGAAAGACGUCCGAUUUAAGCUACUGAGCAACAAUCACCUUCAAAUCCGCGGCAUAAAGAAGACAGAUGAGGGCUUGUAUACCUGCGAGGGUCGCCUCAUGACUCGCGGCGAGAUUGAUCUGCGUGUCAUCAAGGUCGUUGUGAAUGUGGUCCCGACCAUCAGGAUAUGGCAGUCGGAGGUAAAUGCCACAGCAGAUGUCGGGCAGCCUGCCAUCUUGACCUGCGCGGUUGACGGCUAUCCUGAACCCAUGGUGACCUGGACGAGGAAUGAAGUGGAGCUGGAGGCCGGGCAGAAGUACAGCUUUAAUGAAGACGGCUCGGAGAUGACGAUAACGGACGUUUCCAAACUGGACGAAGGAGAGUACACCUGCAUCGCCAGGAACAAGGCUGGGGAGAGCGAGAAGGAGCUCAGCCUGAAAGUGUUCGUGAAGCCGAAGAUCACGUACAUCGUGAACCAGAGCACCUCGGAGAUGGAGGAGCAGGUGACGCUGACCUGCGAAGCCUCAGGAGAUCCGACUCCCACCAUCAGCUGGAGCUACGGCGACCGCGUCUUCACAGAAGGAGAGCAGGCACAUCUAAACAGGAUCUAUCAGGCUUCAUGGACUCGGCCUGAGCAGCACAAGAGCCUGGAUGGGAUUGUAGUGGUGAGGAGUGAUGCCCGUGUGUCUUCCCUCACCCUCAAGUACGUCAAGUACACCGACGCCGGUCAAUACCUCUGCAGUGCGCGCAGCGCCAUCGGAGAGGAUGAUCAGACGGCGUAUCUGGAGGUCCGCUAUGCGCCUAAGAUCCACGGCACGGUGGCGGUGUACACCUGGGAGGGGAAUCCGGUCAACGUGAGCUGCGAGGUGAAGGCCCAUCCCAGUGACGUGUCCAUCGUGUGGCUGAGAGACGGACUGCAGCUGCCCAACGCCAACGCCACCAACACCAAGGUGUACAGGACGCCCUCAGCCAGCUACCUGCAGAUAACCCCUGAGUCUGAAAAUGACUUUGGGAGCUAUAACUGCACUGCUUCAAAUGAGAUGGGCACCGAGUCCAAGGAGUUCCUGCUCAUUCAGGCCGAGGUUCCAUCAGCCCCGUCCAUCGACGAGGUGCGGCCGUUCUCCACCACUGCACAGAUCCUGUUCACCGAGCCCGAGUCCACCGGGGGCGUCCCCGUCCUGAAGUACAGAGCCGAGUGGAAGCUGCAGGGCGGCAGAGGCGGCUGGGUGCACCGCGUCUUCGAAGCCAAAGACGGCGCCGCCGGCGAGGUGACCAUCACCGACCUGAAGCCGGACACCGGCUACAAGGUGAAGCUGUCGGCCGUCAACGGGAAGGGCGAAGGUGAAAGCAGCCCCGUGGAGGCCUUCAACACGGAGCCCGUCCAAGGGAGUCCCAACCCUCCCAAACUGGACCGAGCUCUUCAGCCCAAAGGAAACUCGCUGAAAGUCAGCUGGGUGAAGCAGGACGACGGCGGCUCGCCCAUCUUACAUUACCUCGUCCGCUACAAACCAAUACAGGCGUCAGACUUCAAGCCAGAGAUCCGGCUGCCCAGCGACAGCGAGCACGUGGUCCUCAGAGGCCUGGAGUGGGACACCGAGUACAACGUCUUCGUGGUGGCGGAGAACCACAAAGGCAAAUCCGAGGCGGCGAGCAUGUCGUUCAGGACGUCCUCGGAGCCGGACGCCAUCCCAGCAGACAUGGGCGACGAGGCGGCGCUCUCCAUGGGCAUCAUGCUGUGGGCGGGGAUCCUGGUGGUGGUCUUCGUGGUCCUGCUGCUCGCCGUGGACGUCACCUGCUACUUCGUCAACAAGUGCGGCCUCAUCAUGUGCCUGUGCGGCAAGUCGGGCACGGGGACCAAAGGGCACAACCUGGAGGAGGGCAAGGCGGCGUUCGUCAAAGACGAGUCCAAAGAGCCGAUCGUGGAGGUGAGGACGGAGGACGAGUGCACGGCCAAUCACAACGCGGCGGGACCGACGGAGCCCAACGAGACCACGCCGCUGACGGAGCCAGAGCUGGCGGCUUACACUGCUGCUCUGGCUCAGGACACCCUCUCCUCCGUAGCCACCAACUCUGACACGGCCACCGCGACCCUUGACCUCGCUCAGGACAGCCCCUCUAGCGAGACCACCACCCUGACGUGUAGCCUGUCCACCCCGGCCGCCGAGCCCUCGCCCGCCCCCGUCCCGGCCGCCGAGCCCGAAACGCCGCCGCCGCCGCCGCCGCCGCCGACUCCCCCCGUCGACGCCGUGCCGCCGCCGUCGGUAGAGCGGAGGCGGAGUAACGCCCCGGAAGAGCCGGAGAAGCUGAGCACCCCGCCUCCCACCCCCGACCAGAUCCGGCCGCAGAAGGCCGGCACGCCCAUCCCGCCCAAGCGCCGCCACUCCCCGAAGCUCGCCGCUCUGAACGCGAGGAGUAGCCCGCCUGUGUCGCCCCUCGCCGCGUCCUCUCCAUCGCCGUCUCCCACUCUCGACACUAAGAAACCCGCUCCGAGGCCGCCGGUCAGCGGCCGGCCGCCCACGGUCGCCAUAGAAACAGACGCUCCGGUGCAAACCGCCUCCAGCAGAGCGGCCGCCGCCGCCGCCCCGCCCAGCACACACCCAGACCUAAACCCUGCCGCUCCGGAUCCCGGCGCGUGCGGGCCCCCCGCCUUCGACACGGACCGACCGACGCCCGCCUCCACGGCGGCGGCCGGCGGCACUCUGCAGGACCUGGACGACUCCCCGGUUGCGUUACCCGUCACCGCGAUCCCCCCCUCCCACGGCCCCGCCGGGCUCCAGGCGCCGCUUUCAAACGACCUGCUCACGUCGCCGUCGGACACGUACGACUUACUGACCCCCGACGCGGCGCCCCAACACGCCGGCCUAGACUUAGAGCUGACGAACGGGACGGAGGGACCCUCGCCGCCGCCGCCCGCUGACCUCAUUAGCCUAGACAGCCCGCCCGCGGCCCCCUCUCUGCCCAACGGGGACGGAGCAGACCCCCCCUCAGGCCCAGUCCUGGAGGCGUCAGAGACUCUGGCCAAGACCGCUCCUGUCAACGAUGAGAAGAUUUUUUGCGAUGAGAAGGGCAAACUGGAGGAGGCAGACUUACCAAACACCCUGAUCACUGCAGAUCACAACAGUGUCACACAGACAAACCCCACCGAGAGCAAAGCAUGAUGGGCCGGGGAAACCCUCCCCUCCCCCCUCCCUCCCCCACAGGGCCCCAUCCGAAACAUUGUGCAGCAGCAGAGAGCCAGAAACACUGCAGGAGUUUUGAUUUCCAGUGCCCUUAACUUCACACACGAUCGGUCAUUUCUAGUCCCAUUCAUGAAACGACACACGCACACACACACACACACACACAUACACACACACACGAGGAUUUUACCUUCAGCUCAUCAGAGAUUUAUUUUAUUUUUUUAUUCUGAUUUUAUUUAAGCAGUCGGGACUUUUCAGAACAAUCUCUUUCAUUACGAUGAUGGUAAAUAUAUGAAGCUAGACUUGACUUUCUGUUGUGCUUAGAGUUUUCAUUGCAGUUGCACACAAGUAUUGAAUUAUUAUGAGAAAUGUAAAUGUAAAAAAAAAAAAAAAGAAACAAGUGACUAUAUAUAGAAAUUAUUUUUCUUAUUUUCAUGUUCUAAUACGAAACUGUUGGCUUUAUUUUUUUGAGUUGGACUUUGAUUUUCUUUUUCUGUUAAAUAGCUUGUUCUGCAUGUCUGACCUGCGAGUGGUUGUAUAAGUUUUUGUUUACGAGGUUCAUUGUUUCCACUGUGUGUCUGUUUUGGGGAGGUUUCGUCUCUCAGACAUGCUGGCGUUGAGAGGUCACAGUUGUUAUGGGGAUCUUGAAGUACAGGACGAACCCACAGCCAGCUGCAGGGGGGGU
Molecule: messenger RNA, 4548 nt
Organism: Salarias fasciatus (jewelled blenny)
Lineage: Eukaryota; Metazoa; Chordata; Actinopteri; Blenniiformes; Blenniidae
Gene: ncam1b
Product: neural cell adhesion molecule 1b
Exons: 22
Coding region: 234-3842 (1202 amino acids)
Biological process (GO): synapse organization; homophilic cell-cell adhesion
Cellular component (GO): axon; plasma membrane; neuronal cell body
Molecular function (GO): protein binding; axon guidance receptor activity
Source: RefSeq, a predicted model, not a curated record